UGAAACGAAAGGGAACUAGUUGAAAGUUAAGCAAGUUUGGGCAGCUUGAAUCCUGGACCUACCAUAGCUCUGUUUGUCAUGCGCUUAUCGUAUCAACACGGACAAGUGUUAUAUUUAGACAUCUGCUUCAUAUGAUUUAAUAGUGACUGACUGUACAUGCAGUAACAGCAGCGAGCCGAUCCUCGCGCUCUAGAUUUGCGCAGUUUUGCUUCGCUUGUGAAAUACGCUCACGCCUGAACGGAAGGACACAGGAAAUGAACGGAUUGUUUAUUUUGAAGAAAAGGCAGGAGGAACGACUUCCUCAAAUAGGACGGUAAUGUGUGUCUCUGGAGACACAGCGCGCGCAGUGCGCCUCAAGGUCUCCUGACUUUCUGCACUGAAUUCACAAACCGUUUUGUAUAAUUGCAUAACCGCUGGCGCAAUCGAGAUAAAACUGGACCACGUUGUAAUAUGUAGUGAUGCGCGCUGCUUUAAUGAAUUGCAAGACGCUGGACGUCACAGCCUCGCGCCUCUCCGUGCCACAGGUGCGCACUAAACUUUGGUUAUUCAUUAUUGAUUAACUGUGGAAAGAAAAGGAGGACCGCGCAGAGGGACAAUUACUCGCACUAUGGAGAUCAUGUCCAAUCAACCUACAGCAGAGACUGGUGGCGACCACACCGCUGGGGCUUCCAUGUCUGCAGGCGUGGAGAGGGCUGAUCUGACCAGCCCGAGUCCGGUGACCAAACAGAGGUCCCUGAGGGCGGUUUAUGUGCUGAAUGAUGGACUGAAGGCAGUGGCCGCGAACAGCCCGGAAUCCGGGGCGCUCCAGUGUCUCCAGCGCGCCUGCGACGCGGAGAGUGCCAUAUUAACCACAGUGACUUUCGGACGAUUAGACUUUGGGGAGACAACAGUGCUUGAUACAUUUUAUGAUGCAGACAUUGCAGUUGUGGACAUGAGCGAUGUGUUUAGACAGCCCUCCUUAUUUUAUCACCUCGGUGUACGUGAAAGCUUUGACAUGGCCAACAAUGUCAUCCUCUACCACGACAUGGACCCUGACACGGCACAGUCACUUAAGGACAUGGUGACACAGAAAAACACAGCUGCAAGGCCAGUUAAAAUAGGGUUCCCAUGGGUCCAGUUGCCUCCCGAGUACAGGGGCUCCGGCCUAAGAAACAAAGCCUCCAGCGGGAAUUACUAUUUCAUCCCGUACUUGAUGACACCCAGCAACGAGUACUUGUGCUGUGAGAACGUGGCCCAGCGGAGAGCAUCAGAGUACAUGCAACCCAACUGGGACAACCUUCUAGGACCUCUGUGCGUCCCAUUGGUGGACCGCUUUGUCAACUUGCUCAAAGACAUUCAUGUCACGUCUUGUGCUUCAUAUAAAGACACUCUACUGAACGACAUCCGAAAAGCUCGAGAUAAAUACCAGGGUGAGGAGCUGGCCAAGGAGCUUUCACGUAUCAAACUCCGCAUCGACAACACUGAGGUUCUGACUCAGGACAUUGUUAUUAACCUGCUUUUCUCCUACAGAGAUAUACAGGACUAUGAUGCUAUGGUUAAAUUGGUACAGACCAUCGAGAUGUUGCCCACCUGUGACUUGGCCGACCAGCCCAUGAUUCAGUUCCACUACGCUUUUGCGCUCAAUAGGCGAAACAGCCCUGGAGAUCGAGAGCAGGCGUUGCGCGUGAUGCUGCAGGUUCUUCAGUCAUGUGAGCACCCUGCACCUGACAUGUUCUGCUUGUGUGGCCGCAUCUAUAAGGACAUCUUCCUCGACUCUGACUGCAAGGACACCAAGAACAGGGACAACGCCAUCCAGUGGUAUAGAAAAGGCUUUGAGUUGCAGCCCACUCUCUAUUCAGGCAUUAAUCUGGCAGUGCUGCUUAUAGUGGCCGGACAGCAGUUUGAGACUUCCAUAGAACUCCGGAAGAUCGGUGUGAGGUUGAACAGUCUGCUUGGCCGCAAAGGCAGUCUGGAGAAGAUGAAUAACUACUGGGACGUGGGGCAGUUCUUUACUGUCAGCAUGCUGGCCAAUGACAUCCCCAAAGCUGUGCAGGCUGCAGAGAAACUCUUCAAACUCAAACCACCCAUAUGGUACCUGCGAUCAGUCGUCCAAAACCUUCAGCUGAUUCAGCAUUUUAAGAAGCAGAACACUGAGCAUUCUCCUCAAAGAGAGAGACUCAACUUCUGGAUGGACAUUAUCGUGGAGGCUACACAAGGAACCACCAACGGCCUGCGUUUUCCGGUGUUGAUUCUGGAGCCAACAAAAGUGUACCAGCCCUCGUAUGUGUCCAUUAACAGUGAAGCUGAGGAGAAGAAUGUUUCUAUAUGGCAUGUGUCGCCUGCUGAGACGAAGGGAAUACAUGAGUGGAACUUCACUGCCUCAUCCAUCAAAGGCAUUAGGUGAGAUUGAGAUUCAUUCUCUCUGUCUCUACCUUUCAGUUUCUUUUUCUUUCUUUUUUAUAGUCCGGAAACAAUAUUUAAAUUAUCCUUAUUUUAGGGUUAGGUCAAGGGCUUAAAAACAUUCCUUCUCAACCUACAGUGUCAUUUCUCACUGAUUCAUGGGUAAUUAAAUGUUUUAAUUUUUUAAUUUUGGAGGGUUAGUUCUUUCUGUUUGACAGGAAUGUUGCUCAAGUAUAAACAAACGGUGCUUAAGUAGGAACUAGUUCGACUUGUUAUACUUGGCAGUUACUUGGCAAAAACAAUAGAGAUGCACAAUAUUGCUAUCAUUGGUUAUCCGUUU
This is a messenger RNA of Carassius auratus (goldfish), 2719 nucleotides long. RefSeq names its product mitogen-activated protein kinase kinase kinase 15-like. Gene Ontology annotation, biological process: MAPK cascade; cellular response to stress. The transcript has 13 exons. Lineage: Eukaryota; Metazoa; Chordata; Actinopteri; Cypriniformes; Cyprinidae. Gene Ontology annotation, molecular function: MAP kinase kinase kinase activity. Bases 608 to 2383 code for a protein of 591 amino acids. The record is from RefSeq and is a predicted model, not a curated record.